AUGGGUCUCUACAAGUUCCUCCUCGCCAUCCUCCCGGUCGUCCUCGCCGCUGACCUCUACGUCGCACCCACGGGUUCUGACAGUGCUGCCGGCACUCUCGCUGCCCCCCUCAAGUCGAUCCAGAUUGCCGUCGACAAGGCCGUUGCUGGUGACACCAUCUACCUGCGCGCCGGUACCUACUCGCCUACAACCAACAUCAAGAUUACCAAGAGCGGUACCGCCGCAAAGCCCUACACCCUGACGGCAUAUAACAACGAGGCGGUCAUUAUCGACGGCGAGGCUCUGCCAGGAACCCCUGCCGCCCUCGGUGCCUCUCUUGAUAAUGCCGACCGUGGCGUUCUUCACAUUGAGAAGGCCAACUACUGGAAGUUCUACAAGCUCACCAUCAUCAACGGUCCCUAUGGCGUCUACCUCCGCGAUGGCUCCAACAACUACUUUGAACGCAUCGUCACCCACGACAACUACGAGACGGGCUUCCAGAUGCAGGGCUCCCUGAACAACAACCAGGUUGUCUAUCUAGACUCGUACCGCAACCGCGACCCCCGCAAGAACGGUGAGAGUGCCGACGGCUUCGCCUGCAAGGAGGGCUCCGGCACGGGCAACAUCCUCAAGGGCGCCCGUCUCUGGGAGAACGUCGAUGACGGUCUUGAUCUUUGGGCGUUCAAAUCGCCAGUCACCAUCAUUGACACCAUCUCUUGGGGUAACGGCGUGAAUCGAUGGGGCUUCAGCGACUUCCAAGGGGAUGGAAACGGGUUCAAGUUGGGCGGCGGUGAUGCUGCAAACACUGCCGCGGCCAACCACGUCAUCACCAACUCCAUCGCCUUCAACAACGUCGCCAAGGGCUUCACGGACAACAAGCAGCCCGGUAACUUCCAGUUCACGCGCAACACGGCGUGGAACAACGGCGGCGUUGGCUUCCAGACCGUCACGACCAAGUCGACGCUGAAGAGCAACAUCGCGGCGUCCAACUCCAAGACGACGGCCAAGUCGGGCCAGACGUCACUCGUCAGCGGUACCAGCAGCAGCGGCAACUCGUGGGACGGAAGCACCACCUGGUCCGACUCGAGCUUCAAGAGCGUCGACGUCAGUCUCGUCAAGGGCGCGCGCCAGGCCAAUGGCAAGAUCGCCGCGAGCAACUUUUUGAUUCCCACCUCUGGCGAGGCCAUUGGCGCCACCACCACCUGGUCUUAG
Molecule: messenger RNA, 1191 nt
Organism: Colletotrichum spaethianum
Lineage: Eukaryota; Fungi; Ascomycota; Sordariomycetes; Glomerellales; Glomerellaceae
Product: pectate lyase L
Exons: 3
Coding region: 1-1191 (396 amino acids)
Source: RefSeq, a predicted model, not a curated record